Messenger RNA from Bursaphelenchus okinawaensis, 1552 nucleotides. The record is from the annotation of a GenBank genome assembly. NCBI's taxonomy places the organism in Eukaryota, Metazoa, Nematoda, Chromadorea, Rhabditida, Aphelenchoididae.
AUGGACAUAGACGUGGCCUUAUCGGAUAACACAGCUUUGUUCAAAGCUCGCCUAAAAAUGUUGAAGAUGAAAGGAGCUCUGAAGAAAACGCUGGACGAAGAAACGAAAGUUCCUAAUUCAGACAAUUUCAAACUUUAUGCAGCUCAUUCACGUCAAAUUGCUCAACAUAUCCGGGAGCUAAGGGAUUUGGUAUUGGAGAAAAGGAAGAGCUAUUUGUUGAGCACGGUAAAUGUAUAUGGGCAUGACAAUUUCAUGUCGGACUCGGAUCGAAAACAGUGCGAUGAUGAUACUGGUAAGUUGAUUUUUAGUGUUUUUGGUGUUUAGGUCAGCUGAUUUCGUUGUGGAAGAAUUAAAAGUGGAAAAGGAGCUCCUUAAGGAGUACAUUGAGGAUGACAUUUAAAGCGUAAUGUUUUUGUAAAGAUAGAUAUUAAAACUUCAAAAACAUAAAAUAAUAUAAAUUUUCAGAAACCGCGAUGAAGCAAUGUUCCCGAUUGAUCAGAAACCUCGAAGUUCAAGUAGAAUCAGACGAAACCCUCCGUCGCGAAGACGAAUAUCUCCAUCUUAAAGCAGUGGCUUUUAUGUUAAGCCUAUACCUCGAGAACGUUUGUCGAAUCGUUUCCGACCUAAGGGCGUCGCAAUUAAAGAAAACCCAACAUUUGGGGAAGAUAUGCAGAUUGGGCAAUUUGGUGGACAAAUUUGGACCUCAAAUUGAGAGAAUGAGAAGAGAAAAUGAGAGAAAACGAAAAGAAUUGCAAUUGAAAAAGGACGAAUUGGACCAGAAAUUGGCUUUGAAGGAACAAAAUGGUGUUAGGACUGGUGGAAGUAGUGUACCUGGUUUUGGUAAUGAAAAUAAUGGCAUUAAGAGUGAAGGUAGUGGAAAGGUUAAGACAGAAUUUGACUGCACAGUUAAGAAUGACAACAGUAGCAAGAAUGGAAGAAGUAGUACUAUGAAUUCCGAAAAUGGCACAACAGUGAAGCAAGAAGCAACUGACGACGAUUUUAUUGAUGCCAAACAAGAAUUCUCAAAACAAGAUGAUAAUUCGUUUGGAAUUCGUCAAAGAAAACAGAAUCAAAUGGAUUUCGAAGAAGAAGAUAAAGAAAAUUAUGAUACAAAGGUAGACCCGGUGUUUUUGGCUCAACUGACAGUAGAAAAUGACAGAAUAUAUGACAAAUUCACUCAGCGAACUAAUGAAAUUGAAAUGAUCGAAUCCCAAUUUGCGGAAGUCCAGAAGUUACAGAGAACUUUUGCUGAAAAGGUAUGAGUAUUAUAGUAAGCACCAGAAAAAAAUUUAAAUUUUAAAAUAUAAAAUUUUUUUUGGUAAAGAAAACUGUGGCUAUUUACCCUUAAAAUACGUUGCUUCAGGUAGUGGAACAAGAACGUGACAUUGAAAUCAUUCACGACAAGACUAUUCACACUUUGGAGAACUUGGAGCAGGCAAAUGAUUUCAUUCGGGAAGCCAUCAAAAACUCGGCUAGCCGACGAGUAAUCGCCUUGUUUUGUCUGAUCGUGCUGACUUUAGUUUUGUUGUUCGUGGACUGGUACAAUGCUUAG